GCGCGCUGCGGUCGCCAGCGGAUGCGGCACCGAGGGUCGGAGGCGCAGGUGACAGCAGGUCCCACCCGCCACAGCAGCGCCGGCCCGCCGAAAAACGAUGACACAAUGAAAGCAUUACACUCCGCUUUACAAAAAGGACGGGGGGACUUGCUUUCGGAAUUACCACGAGACAUAUCUGAUUUAACGGAAGGAGGUGAUGGAAAGGAGCAAGGUGAAGCAGAAGCACCUACCCCUACAUUGCAGGAGGUGCUUCAUCACGCGUGA
Gryllus bimaculatus (two-spotted cricket) is the source of this 264-nucleotide messenger RNA. The record is from the annotation of a GenBank genome assembly. Lineage: Eukaryota; Metazoa; Arthropoda; Insecta; Orthoptera; Gryllidae.